UCUGAUCCAUUCACCACACAACUUCAGCCGGCUGAACACACUCGCACGGCUCCAGCACAUCUUGCUAACCUAAUUCAGAAAACAAGUGCUACAGCUCUCUGCCUGUCAUCUUUGCUCUCUGUAGCAUUUUCAGGUGAUCCUGGAAACUGGGUUAUUUUCAUGAGGAAGUAAGAGAAAUAGGAAUCAUGGUGGGCCUGUAUUUAACAGCCCCAGUACUGGAUAAAACUUAAAGCCAGUUACUAUUCAACAUAGUGAAAAGGUCACCUUGCCUGCCUGAGAAAAGAAGCAAAAUACCAGCUUGUUGGUUUCUGUUAACAUAUCAGCUCGUGCCAGCCUCUUUUCCUUGAUGUUCGUACCAACUUGGGAUAUCUAGCUCUAAAGAGAGACAUACUGUACUCAUGGUAGAUGACAAGGAAAAGAACAUGAAAUGUCUCACCUUCUUCUUGAUGAUUCCAGAGACGGUAAAGAACAGAUCCAAGAAAAGCUCGAAGAAAACAAAUACCAGCAGCAGCAGCAGCAGCAGCAGCAUCAGCAAGUUGCCUCCAGUUUGUUAUGAAAUAAUUACCUUAAAGACUAAAAAGAAGAAAAAGAUGGCUGCUGACAUAUUUCCCCGCAAAAAACCAGCAAACUCCGGCAGCACCACUGUCCAGCAGUACCACCAACAGAAUCUCAGUAACAAUAACCUGAUUCCAGCCCCGAAUUGGCAAGGUCUUUAUCCUACCAUCAGAGAAAGAAAUGCGGUGAUGUUCAAUAAUGAUUUGAUGGCAGAUGUACAUUUUGUGGUUGGGCCACCAGGUGGGACUCAGCGGUUGCCAGGACACAAAUAUGUUUUAGCUGUUGGGAGCUCUGUGUUCCAUGCUAUGUUUUACGGAGAACUUGCUGAGGACAAGGAUGAAAUCCGUAUACCAGAUGUCGAACCUGCUGCUUUUCUCGCAAUGCUGAAAUAUAUCUAUUGUGAUGAAAUUGACUUGGCUGCUGACACAGUGCUGGCUACUCUGUAUGCUGCCAAAAAGUACAUUGUUCCUCACCUCGCCAGAGCCUGCGUUAAUUUCCUGGAGACCAGCCUGAGUGCCAAGAACGCCUGCGUGCUCCUCUCCCAGAGCUGCUUGUUCGAGGAGCCAGACCUGACCCAGCGUUGCUGGGAGGUGAUCGACGCUCAGGCUGAGUUAGCUCUUAAGUCUGAGGGAUUUUGCGAUAUCGACUUCCAGACACUAGAAAGUAUCCUCCGCAGGGAAACACUGAAUGCCAAAGAAAUUGUUGUUUUUGAGGCAGCUCUCAACUGGGCUGAAGUAGAAUGCCAGAGGCAAGAUUUAGCUCUGAGCAUUGAAAAUAAACGCAAGGUCCUCGGAAAGGCACUUUACUUGAUCCGCAUACCUACAAUGGCCCUGGAUGAUUUUGCAAAUGGUGCUGCACAGUCGGGUGUUCUAACUCUCAAUGAGACCAAUGACAUCUUCCUCUGGUACACUGCAGCCAAGAAGCCCGAGCUGCAGUUUGUCAGUAAAGCCCGAAAGGGCCUUGUCCCGCAGCGCUGUCACCGUUUCCAGUCGUGUGCCUACCGGAGCAACCAGUGGCGCUAUCGGGGCCGCUGUGACAGCAUUCAGUUUGCAGUGGAUAAGAGAGUAUUCAUCGCUGGCUUUGGGCUGUAUGGCUCCAGCUGUGGCUCUGCGGAGUAUAGCGCCAAGAUUGAACUCAAACGUCAGGGAGUUGUCCUGGGGCAGAACUUGAGCAAGUAUUUCUCAGAUGGCUCCAGCAGUACCUUCCCCGUGUGGUUUGAGUAUCCGGUGCAGAUAGAGCCAGACACUUUCUACACAGCCAGUGUGAUACUGGAUGGUAAUGAACUCAGCUACUUCGGACAGGAAGGCAUGACGGAGGUUCAGUGUGGCAAAGUGACCGUCCAGUUUCAGUGUUCCUCGGAUAGCACCAAUGGCACAGGGGUACAGGGAGGGCAGAUUCCCGAACUUAUAUUCUAUGCUUGAAAACACUCCCCGAAGCAGUGUGAGCUCUGAAGUGCACAUCUGGUUCCUACUUGCUUGAUGCUUAGCUCAUCUGCAGAUAUGUGAUCAGCGCAGGUAAUUUUGUAAUGAAUGAAGCUGUAGGCAGUUUUCUAAUUUCUUUCAACCUUUUAAUUAUGUACAGGCAAAAAUGCAGCAUUCAGCUUUUAACUAUAUGCUUAAAAGAGCCUAGUUCUUAUUAGGGCUGUGUGGUUUUUAGAAUUGCGUCCGUCUCUACAGCUGGGGAGAAUGUGUGCUCUUUUCUAACUGCCCCAUUGACCUACCAGGUCUGUCUCUCUUAAAAAUUGUUUUGGAUCACCUCAAAUUUCCUUUAGGGCUUUAUUUUGACAAAUAGAAAUAGUCUAAAGUAAUAAUGACAAGAGUUGUUUUUAAACAGAACCCCUCCCCUCAAAAAAAAAAACACAACACAUAAACCUAGUGUACAAUUUUGAAAGUUUUGCUUUCUACUGAAUAAUAAUUUAAAGAGGAGACAGUAGUUGUGUUUAGCUCUAUUUCCUUUUAACUUCUGGGCAUGGCAUUUUCUUAAAUCCUAAAUUCAUAAGAUUGUUAAAUAUUAAACACUGCAAAGUAUUGGUACAAAGUGGGAAAAUAAGAAAUUGGAUGUUUGUUUAGGCCAUGACUUCUGCUACAGCAGGUUUGUAUUCUUUAGAUUAGAAGACAAAAGUAUUGAGUACAGACACUUUUUUAAAAGUAACUAAAUUAUAAAAUUUUGUUGUCAUUAGAAACAAUUUCAGGCUUAUUAUUUUAAACUUGAAACAGUUCAUAAAGGAAACCUAAAAAAGUCUCAUACUAUAAAUGGGUUAAUUGAUGGCACAAUAAAAUGCACAGUUUGAAAAAGUCAAACUCAUUUCUCCCCAGUUAGCUUCUGAUCCCCACCAUUUGCUUGUUUUCAUAAAUCAUACUGUAUAGAAUACCUCUUCUCUUCUUUUUUUUUUUUAAUGAAAAGAGGACCAAACAAUUCUUUAGAUGAAUGGAAAAACCAUUAGUUUUGUAGCACUACACGUUAUAUAAUAAGAUACCUUUAUUCAUUGAUUUUUUAAAAAUAAAUAUACUUUAUAUGUUCUACUUUGGUCACAUACUAUCUUAGUUAAUUAUAAUUCUGUCUUGUUCCUGGACUGCUAGAAUCUGGCCUCUGGCCAUCUUAAAGUGCCAAUGUAUACCUUCAGGGUUUUUUAAAAAGUGACCUGGAGCAAUACACCUGAUUAUACCUAAUAUUUUACUGCAUCAGCAUCACAUCCAGCUCCUUGCUUGCCCAUAGAUAACAUAAACAAAGGAGGGAAAAGCUUGUCAAAAAACUCUCCUUUAGCGAUGGCUUGUGAUGCUUAAGUGCCGCUGACCCUGGUAGUGUCCAGUGUGUUUACUUCCAGUUGAAGUAUCCAUGUGUUCCUGAGCAGCUUUUCUGCUCAUUGUGAUCCUGAGAUGGCUUCCCUCCCCACCCAGAGUGUGGUCCCUGGCCGCCUCCUUCUCCUGCUCUGUAAGCCUGAAGCUGGCUUGUCUGGAGCCAGGGGUUAGUCCUGGGGUGGGUCUGUGUGCAUGGGCACCCAUGUGCACGCAAGUAUGUUUGCCAACUCAGGAAUUGUCUCCUCCCUGCCUGGCCGGUGAGAGGUGGGACAGAAAUGUUCCCCCUGCUGGCCCCAGCAAGGCCCCAGUGAGUGACUGCCCAUACAUUCACUGUGUUUCUGGGCUACUACUUCCCCUGUGGACAAGGGCUGGUUGCUUUUGGCCAGCUUUCCUGAUGGAGGAGAACACUGGAUUAUGGGAAAUGUUUUAAUCAUCUUUGCCAUUACCUCUGUCUGUUAGCAUAGAUGAUCAAAAGCUGUUACUGGUGAUUAUAAAUAAGUACUCCCAGGACAGCUUUACAAAAUUGUCUAACAAUAAUUUCAUAUUAGAAAAUGACAGAUAGUUUUGGCAAUGUAUCUAUGAAAUAAGGGUACAUUUUGCAUUUUAAAAAUACUUCUACAAAUGAUUUUGUUUUUAAAUUACGAUUAAACAUUUCAGGAAUUCAUAGCUACCAUAUGCAAAUUGGUAGGCUGUGUACCUGAUUAGAAGGCACUCAUUUAUAAGCCAGAGGAGAAGAAACUUUAUUUAGCACUAGCUUCAUCAUAUCAGAUUGUGAGGUGGGUGUGAUGACCUUAGAGUGGAGAUAGUUCACUCAGUAACGCUCACUGUGCAUGCUCCUGUUAGCUAGCUGCCCUCCGCAUGGCUAGGGACCUGCUGGGUGAAAGCCACGUGAGAUCCUGUACACUGGGUAUAGAAGAACCUAAUUUUAUGUUAAUUUCUAUUAAAGAAAAAAGACAUUUUUGCCACCCGAUUGGCUGGUGCUGAGAGCUGUGGGUUAAAUUUGAAAACUUGUGUUUUAAAUCCUAUUCUCACCUUCUGCAUUUCAACAACAUGGAAUGAAGGCUAAUGUGCUUGCUUUAUUUAUUUAUUUUUAUUUUUUGGUAAUCUUAAUUUUGUAACUUUUAAAAGUAGAAACUAUUGUUCUGACAAGGCAGGCAACUCUAGUAUAUAAACACAACUCUAUUAAACAAAAUACUCCAUAGAUGCUUUUCCCAAUGUUUCUGACAGUCUUUGUCAUCGUUCAUUCUGGGGAUAAGGGGGAACUAGGUUAGCAGUUCUAAUGUAACAUUCUUUAAGCGUAUCUUAAUAUAGUAUUUAAAUAAAUUGUCUCAUUUCUACAUAAUUAUUGCACUGAACUGUCUUUUUCAUUUUUUAAGGUGUUGAAAUAAGCUUGGCUAAUUCAAGACACUAGCCACUUGUGCAUUAGAGUGCUUGAAUUUAGUAGCUUACAGCAUUAUUUAUGAAGGAAAAUAUAUAAAUAUGAAGUACCUCAUGUUGAAUGUUAUUGUACUGUAUUUUUAAUGUAACAGUGCAGAUCUUGUUAGACACAUGAAUGUGUAUAAUCAUGUUAAAUGCAAAUAAAAAUAAAACUGAUUCAUA
Molecule: messenger RNA, 4952 nt
Organism: Phyllostomus hastatus (greater spear-nosed bat)
Lineage: Eukaryota; Metazoa; Chordata; Mammalia; Chiroptera; Phyllostomidae
Gene: BTBD3
Product: BTB domain containing 3
Exons: 4
Coding region: 399-1976 (525 amino acids)
Biological process (GO): neurogenesis; dendrite morphogenesis; cerebral cortex development
Cellular component (GO): cytosol
Molecular function (GO): protein binding
Source: RefSeq, a predicted model, not a curated record